Molecule: messenger RNA, 917 nt
Organism: Drosophila miranda
Lineage: Eukaryota; Metazoa; Arthropoda; Insecta; Diptera; Drosophilidae
Exons: 3
Coding region: 261-902 (213 amino acids)
Source: RefSeq, a predicted model, not a curated record
AUUGUAUCGUCCAUCGCAAUCCCAUCGGGUCCAUCCUGGCGCAGGGACCUCCACAAAGUGAAUGGAAUCGUAUUCGUAUUCGUAUUCGUAUUCGUAGUAGGCGUGCCCUCCUCGACAGAGUACUCAGAUUUGUGCCCACAAAUUGUCAGGAAUCGUGCCAGUCAGUCCAGUCGGAGUUUAAUUCAGAAUCGAAAAGGUUUUCGUCGGCUUGAGAGCUUUGUGAAUUGUGAAAUUUUUUCGAUUUUUGUUAUUUGUUCGAAAUGGACCUGGACCUCCUUUCCAGUAAGGAGUCGUUGGACAAGUGCGUGGAGUUUGACCUGCCCCCGGUCGCGGUGGGCGACAGCACCCGCGGAUGCAUCAUCCGUAACCUGCGCGUUGCCAUUUCGGGCACGUUCCAGAGCAAACCGAAGGCUGCUGCUUCGGCCAAGAAGAACGCGACUCCUGGGCGUGGCACCACACGCGGCGGCAAGGCGACUCCUGGGCGUGGCACCACACGCGGCGGCAAGGCGACGCCCGCAGCGGAGACCGGGGGACGUCCGAGUCGCAACAGCAGCAAGCAGAGCGCUCCUCCUGGUCGUCGCGCGAUUUCCCAAGGCCUGGACAACCCACCCGUCCGGGGGCGCUCUGUGGGAGGGUACGAGGAGGAAUCUCCUCAAAGAAUUCCACACCAGACUACAGAUACAGAUACAGAUACAGAUACAGAUACAGAUACAGAUACAGAUACAGGAUACUGGUGGAGCUCCUCUUGGAUCGUCCUGUGGGGCAGGUCGCCUAGGUCGGUGGAGUAUUUUUGUGUGACUUUUGUCGGAAUUAAUCCGAUUAAGGCAUUUCUGAGGAUGUUGUGUGGCAAGUGCUGCAUGCCUGAUAAAUCGUGGGCUUUUGGGCCAUUGGUUGAGCAAUAACUCGCAUUUUCCCGG